AUGCCUUACAAUAUUCUCAUCUGGAAUGCUCGGGGUGUGGCUAAUAAGAGCACUCAGAGCACCAUUAAAUAUCUAAUAAAGACUCACAGAAUCUCUGUUUUGGCUAUCAUUGAGCCUCUGAUAAAACCAAAACCAGACGUUUUUAGUAGAAUGUUUGGUCUUCAAUAUAAAGGUGCUAAUGAAAAUGGGCAGAUUUGGAUUUUUGCUGAAAAUGGAACGGAAAUGGAUGAGUGGGACUCCUCAGAGCAAGUACUUCAUGCUCGUUUUUUGACAGAUGGACUCCCUGCUCCUUUUUUCCUAUCUGUGGUUUAUGGGAAAUGUUCUAGAGAAGCAAGGCUGCCUCUUUGGGAGAAGUUAAGGGCCCUUGCAGUUAAAUGUGAGAGCCUCCCAUGGAUGGUGGGAGGGGAUUUCAAUAUCUUCACCUCUGAGGAUGAGAGACAAGGAGCUAGCCUCAGAAAGAGCAGGACAAGAGAGAUGUCUGAUUUUGUAAAUGCUAUUAGUGACUGCCAGCUCAUGGAUCUUGGGGCAGAUGGUGCAAAAUUCACAUGGGCUAGAGGAGACACGUUUGAGAGACUUGAUAGGGCCUUGAUUGGUGAGGGGUGGUUGGACAUGUUUGCCUCAACCAGAGUCACUAACUUACCAAGGGUCAUGUCUGAUCAUGGUCCUUUGCUUAUACAAUGCCAGCUACCAGGUCCUCAUAUCCGGCCACCGUUCAGAUUUCAAAACAUGUGGACAAGACAUCAUUCUUUCUUGAAGGAAGUGGAGAAAAGCUGGAUUGAGGCUACGGGUGCUCAGGGUAUGGUGAACUUGCAUUUAAAGUUAGGCAGGGUGAAGAAGUGUUUAAAAUGGUGGAACAAGAAUGUGUUUGGAAAUAUUUUUGAAAGGGUAAAAAAAGCUGACAUGGAGGCUCAAGAGGCCCUUAAAAGAUUUGAGCAAGAUCAAUCUCCUUGUAAUAGAACUGAGAUGAAUAGAACAGCUGCUGAGCUUGUCUUAAGGUUAAAAAUGGAGGAAGACUACUGGAAACAAAAAGCAGCUAUUAGAUGGUCUGUUGAGGGAGAAAGGAAUACCAAAUUUUUUCAAGGGUGGGUCAAGCAAAAGAGAGCCAAAUCAAGGAUUCAUUCUAUUGAAGAGGAAGGCCAAGUCAUAUCUGAAGAUGGGGAUUUAAGAGCUUCGGCUGUUAAUUUCUUUCAAUCCCUGCUGUCCUCUGAUAUUGAGCACCUCCAGGAGCCAAAGUUAGACAUCCUAAGCUCCCUCCCCACCGACUUUAAUUUGGAGGCUUUGGAAAGGACUCCAACAAUAGAAGAGGUAAAGAGAGUGGUUUUGAUAUUAAUGCUGAUAGUGCUUCAGGGCCUGAUGGGUUUUCUUCGCUUUUCUACCAAACUUGCUGGGACUUAG
Salvia splendens (bonfire salvia) is the source of this 1395-nucleotide messenger RNA. RefSeq lists its product as uncharacterized. The record is from RefSeq and is a predicted model, not a curated record. The coding region runs from base 1 to 1395 and encodes 464 amino acids. The transcript has a single exon. Lineage: Eukaryota; Viridiplantae; Streptophyta; Magnoliopsida; Lamiales; Lamiaceae.